AUGCGUUUUACAAGCUUAUUAUGUGGUGUUAUUGGUGCAACAGUAGUUUUCGCCAAGUUGAAUCCUGAGGACCUUUUAGACGUCGGUGAAGUCGGCAUUGAAAUUACAAAACAGAUCCCAAUUGACGAAUGCAAAAUUAAGGCAUCAAAUGGCGACACUGUAGUAGUGCAUUACACUGGGAAGCUCGAAGAAUCAGAUGAAGUAUUCGAUUCCAGUUAUGAAAGAGAGAAACCGCUUACUUUCCAGUUAGGUGUUGGUCAAGUCAUUAGAGGCUGGGAUUUAGGUCUGCUCGGUAUGUGCGUAGGUGAAGAGCGUACACUCACUAUACCAAGUGGAUAUGGUUACGGUACUAGGGGGAUCCCUGGUCUUAUUCCUGGAGAUGCUACCCUGGUGUUUGAUGUUAAGUUAAUUAAUGCUGUUAAUAAGAAUUGA
Molecule: messenger RNA, 432 nt
Organism: Kazachstania africana CBS 2517
Lineage: Eukaryota; Fungi; Ascomycota; Saccharomycetes; Saccharomycetales; Saccharomycetaceae
Gene: FPR2
Product: peptidylprolyl isomerase family protein FPR2
Exons: 1
Coding region: 1-432 (143 amino acids)
Biological process (GO): protein peptidyl-prolyl isomerization
Molecular function (GO): peptidyl-prolyl cis-trans isomerase activity
Source: RefSeq, a predicted model, not a curated record